AUGACCCACAAUUUUUCGCACAAUGAAAUAAAAAACAUCAAGGGUCGAUAUGAGAUCCUACCGACAAGCCAAACAAAGCGUAGUCAUAAAAACAAACAAACUCUAUACAGGAAAAACGUACUCCCAACUACCAACGUAACUCAAAGGGGCUACGUACACGCGGCAAAUAAUUUAGGAGACGCACCAACGAAUGGCAUACUAUAUACGGAACGAUCUACUGAAUUUCGAGGCCUUUAUUUGGCGGAACGAUCUACUAAUUUUCGAGACCUUUAUCCGGCGGAACAAUCUACUAAUUUUCGAAGCCUUUAUCCGGCGGAACGAUCUGCUGAACGAUUACCCAAAGGACCAAAUAUUUUUAAUGAUGGCAAUAACAGUAAUAUGUGUACUUGCAAGGCACCCGAAAUUGACAUUCGACGCAAUGAGACUCUUGUUGCUGAAAAUCAACAGAGUGAUGAUGCUAUAGACAAUCCAAUCAUCGUAGAUCUGAAUCAUCAGUUCAGCAUUGAACCCGGUAUAUCAAAUCUGAAUACCCCUGUCACGUCAUCUGCAGUUCUCAAACGGAAGCAAGAUGUUGUUAACUGGAACGUCGACGCGGGAGGGGAAUUGUUGAUUGUGUUGGAUUGCAUUCUAUCUAUUGACUGCUAUUUGAAGAGACUAAUUUGGAUGGCAUGUGUAUCAAUCAACCCGUACAGACUCCCAAGAUGGGAAGAGUCCAAUGAUAAGCAAUUAGUUGCUUUAGGAAUUAUACUUUGUGCUGAGAAUCCUCCAGGAGAUUACAUACAGGAAAUGAAUAAGGUGUUGUAUUAUAACCUGUUUAUGGAAUCAGCCUUUCUACGGAUGGAGAAUGUUGGAACGGAAAACUAUUUCAUACGUCAUCGACAUCUUCCUUCGGGCCCACCGGGCUCGUAUAGCGGCCGUGGAUCAAAGUACCCCAAACGUGGUCAAUCAGGGAAAAUCAAUUUACCGCGAAAGUUUAAAUCACACCAGCCCUUCACUGCCGAGUAUCGCGUACAGCGUGGAAAUUAA
Paraglomus occultum is the source of this 1026-nucleotide messenger RNA. The record is from the annotation of a GenBank genome assembly. Lineage: Eukaryota; Fungi; Glomeromycota; Glomeromycetes; Paraglomerales; Paraglomeraceae.